CAGGAUGGAGGGGGAGCCCCCCCAGUCUCCCAAUGGCAGCUGGCCCCCAAGUCAGAAUGAGAGUAACAUGGAGGCUGCCCUGGCUGUAAACCUCACCUUCUCCUCCUACUACCAGCACUCCUCACCGGUGGCGGCCAUGUUCAUCGUGGCCUACCUGCUCAUCUUCCUGCUCUGCAUGGUGGGCAAUGCCCUGGUCUGCUUCAUUGUGCUUAAGAACCGGCACAUGCGCACUGUCACCAACAUGUUCAUCCUCAACCUGGCUGUCAGUGACCUGCUGGUGGGUAUCUUCUGCAUGCCUACCACCCUCGUGGACAACCUCAUCACAGGGUGGCCCUUCGACAAUGCCACGUGCAAGAUGAGCGGCUUGGUGCAAGGCAUGUCUGUGUCGGCUUCUGUGUUCACACUGGUAGCCAUCGCCGUAGAAAGGUUCCGCUGCAUCGUGCACCCUUUCCGGGAGAAGCUGACCCUGCGGAAGGCGCUGGUUACCAUCGCAGUCAUAUGGGCCCUGGCGCUGCUCAUCAUGUGUCCCUCGGCAGUCACGCUGACCGUGACGCGCGAGGAACACCACUUCAUGGUGGACGCGAGCAACCGCUCCUAUCCUCUCUACUCGUGCUGGGAGGCCUGGCCCGAGAAGGGCAUGCGCAAGGUCUACACCGCCGCGCUCUUCGCACACAUCUACCUGGCACCGCUGGCGCUCAUCGUGGUCAUGUACGCCCGCAUUGCGCGCAAGCUCUGCAAGGCCGCGGGCCCGGCUAGCGACGGCGAGGAGGCGGCCACUGAGGGCAGGCGGGCGUCGCGGCGCAAGGCGCGCGUGGUGCACAUGCUGGUCAUGGUGGCGCUGUUCUUCACGCUGUCCUGGCUGCCACUCUGGGCGCUGCUGCUGCUCGUGGACUACGCUCAGCUCAGCGAGCCACAGCUGCACCUGCUGUCCGUCUACGCCUUCCCCCUGGCGCACUGGCUGGCCUUCUUCCACAGCAGCGCCAACCCCAUCAUCUACGGCUACUUCAAUGAGAACUUCCGCCGCGGCUUCCAGGCCGCCUUCCGCGCCCAGCUCUGCGUGUUGCCCUGCGGCGGGCACCACGGAGCUGCCUACUCCGAGCGGCCUGCCGGGCUCCUGCGCAGGCGGGUCUUGGUGGAGGUUCAGCCCAGCGACUCGGGCCUGCCCUCAGAGUCGGGCACCAGCAGUGGGGCCCCCAGACCGGGCCGCUUCCCACUGCGCAACGGGCGGGUGGCCCACCAGGGCUUACCUGGGGAGAGGCCGGGCUGCUCCCCUCUGCCCCCUACCAUGCCAGCCUGGAGCGUCUGA
Messenger RNA from Octodon degus (degu), 1306 nucleotides. It is a transcript of the gene Npffr1, whose product is annotated as neuropeptide FF receptor 1. Gene Ontology annotation, cellular component: membrane. Gene Ontology annotation, molecular function: peptide binding; neuropeptide receptor activity. The transcript has 4 exons. Lineage: Eukaryota; Metazoa; Chordata; Mammalia; Rodentia; Octodontidae. The record is from RefSeq and is a predicted model, not a curated record. Bases 5 to 1306 code for a protein of 433 amino acids. Gene Ontology annotation, biological process: G protein-coupled receptor signaling pathway.